AGCCGAGCAGGAAACCUCCCUGUUAUCUCAAUAAACCAGUGACCAUCGCCGCUCAGUGCGCCACACACCAGGCCAUUGUUAGUUAGCAGAACAGGAAAGCGUUUCAACUUAUCUGAAUAAGACACUGCUCCGCGCAGGUCGAGGUAUCCGGGCCUCGGUAAAACUUAGUAUACCGCUGGAAGUCACGACUCUCUCGGUAAACGCAUCCUCUCAGUACCAGAAAUGUAUAAAGAUGCUCAUUCGGUGCAAGGUAGUCAUCACUCGAGAUCAUGCAAGAAACCUCUUCAGCUUCGCUCCUCACUAACGCUCUGAUCCACCCCGAGGGUCAGAACGCAAGCUCCAACCCACAACAUGGCAUACGCUUCUUUGACCUCACAGGUGUGGAGCAAGAAAAUGUACUUUUAACACCGUUGAACUACGGUUUUUUUGAUGAGACGAGCGGUAAUCCUUACCUACAGCACGGUGUUCACCAGGCUCAGCCGCAAAGAACCCGGCCAGAGAGCAAACUUACACUGAAAAACCGCCCGUCCCGAAGCAAAACCCGCCAGGACUUUGCCUCGCAAAAUACGUCUACCCCUAAACAAGAAACAGAUAAAGUCAUUGAUCUGCGUACACCACCGCCGGUUCGCCAACCUCUCUUCCUCCACUCAGCGGUAGCGGGCAUUCAACCUCGCCAGCUGUUUGUAGCACAAACACCCACCCUGCAAAACAACCAAGUCCAAACGGAUGUACCACAAGCAACGAUUCCACCAGCAAACCAUACCCAUCUCACACUGAGCGUUGAAACUUCAGUUCAGACGGUUCAAGACCAGCGGGAGACUACAUCAUACGAAGCAGCCCUCCUGAGGGAAAACGGUGCUGAAGGUGCAGAGAUACAACCCCCUAACGCACCUCAAACUGAUCUGCCAGCAACCUCUUCAGACGCCCGUGAUACGAUCCGGAGAAGACGAUCCUUAAGAAAGAGGAAAAGACCCAGUCUCAUUACACUAAGUUCUACCCUCAAGAUAGUCCAGAGAGUGAUUCCGAAGCUCGAGACAAAAGUGAUUACGAUUCGAAGGCUUGCAACGGAAGCUGCAUCGAUUAUUCAACAAAUUCCAUACUGCGGCCGCAGAGGAACCUACUACAGUCGGAGAGCUGAGGAGCUUCUGAGAAACUGCAUCUUUCUCCUGAAAGAAAGCGCCAAGAUCUCAUUGCUACAGUAGAGUUAACCUUUUAAAUUGUGACCUCUGUUAAAAUGGGUAGCCAGCAACUGAGAAAUGCAUUGAAUGAAAUUGUUGAAGCUGUGAAUGAACUCCGUAAUCUCCCUGUACACCCUGCAACCGAAUUUCUCAAUCUAACCCCAAAUUCCCCAGUCAGAACUCAGGGUCCAGAUUUGGACCUUGAAUGUUUACUAUCUGUAGAACGAGCCAUCGAACGAUUAAACGAUUCUUUCUCUCAACCAUACUCGCCUGAAAAUAAUUCCUUAGAGUUUCAACAGCAAGUUACAAACGCUUUACAUGAAAUCACACAAAUGGUUAAUGACCUUCAAAAUCUUCCUGUCCGGCAUAUGCCUGGUUCUUUCAAUGUAGCUCCACAUUCA
Messenger RNA from Fundulus heteroclitus (mummichog), 1579 nucleotides. RefSeq lists its product as uncharacterized. Lineage: Eukaryota; Metazoa; Chordata; Actinopteri; Cyprinodontiformes; Fundulidae. The transcript is spliced from 7 exons. Bases 270 to 1202 code for a protein of 310 amino acids. The record is from RefSeq and is a predicted model, not a curated record.